Molecule: messenger RNA, 478 nt
Organism: Pseudophryne corroboree (corroboree frog)
Lineage: Eukaryota; Metazoa; Chordata; Amphibia; Anura; Myobatrachidae
Gene: MRPL27
Product: mitochondrial ribosomal protein L27
Exons: 4
Coding region: 1-411 (136 amino acids)
Biological process (GO): translation
Cellular component (GO): mitochondrial large ribosomal subunit; ribosome
Molecular function (GO): structural constituent of ribosome
Source: RefSeq, a predicted model, not a curated record
AUGUGGCAGAAAAUUGUUUUGCCGUCUCCAGUGACAUGGAUCCUGGCCAGAGAGGCAUCAAAGAAAGCUGGAACCAGUUCAAAGAACUUAGGAGGAAAAAGUCCAGGCAGGAGAUAUGGAUACAAGAAAUUAGAUGGUGAGUUUGUUCAUGCCGGAAACAUUCUUGCUACCCAGAGAGUAAUGCGUUGGCACCCAGGGUCCCAGGUGGGAAUUGGACGUAACAAAUCAUUGUUUGCAUUGGAGGAUGGAAUUGUCCGUUACACAAAAGAAGUCUAUAUACCACACCCUCGCAGCAGUGACUCCAGGGAUGUCAUCUGCAAACUGCCUUUUGGUGCAGUUCUGUACAAAACCUUCAUUAAUGUAAUUCCUAAACCAAAACAACAUAGUUUUAAACUUGUGGACAUGAUGUAACAAGUCAUUGUAUUGUAAAUAACUUUAUUACAUUUUUCUGUUGUAUAAUAAAUUAUGCUCAAUCUUC